ACUUAUUUAACACGAAUUCAAAUGCAGAUGAACCAGCAUAUGAAUGUCCAGUCAGCUGAUCAGUCACAGUCACAUGCUCAGGAUCGCAGGGUCCCUACAAAGGGCUAUCAUAGUCCACUGCCUUACACCUAUCAGCUUGUUUCUUAUCCUUUUCUUCCGGAAUCCUGUGUGCCCGCCAUGAUUCCGUAAAGUACCUUAAAUUGUACUCCCGGUAUUCCUUCAUACGCCUGCCAAAGCCAGAGAAAGCAUACAUCUUCCCCCGACUCACUCGGAGCAGAUCGCUUCCCUGUCUGUGCAAGUUGAAACGGUCCGGCGGAGCCCCUGUGGGACACAAGGUACAUCAUCUCUCCUAAUCUUGUUCUGAUGGAGGAGACAUGUUACAGUCUACACCCAUCCCACGCCAGUGCAGAACUCAUCCUCAUGGCUCACAGACUGUUUGAGGGCAAGGAACAUGCAGUUUCCUACCAAAAGUACAGAUUAUCCCCUUCGGAGCAGCUCAUAGGGGAGAUCCUGACCUUUCUGGAGAAAAAGAAAGUGCGACCCUUCGGCUUGGCUGCAGAUGUGGGCUGUGGGUCUGGCCAGGGUACGAUUCGCCUCGGCCCGCAUUUCCUCCAGGUGGUCGGGAUGGACGUCAGCCCUGCUCAGCUGGAGAUGGCCCGUGCCUGCGCCAGUGCCCCCAACAUCUCCUACAGGCAGUGUCCAGCUGAAGAACUGCCCUUAGAGGACGGCUCAGUGGACCUGGUGACGGCCAUGUCAGCUGCCCACUGGUUCGACCGGCCACGUUUCCUUGCGGAGGCAUUCCGGGUGCUGAGGCCAGGAGGGUGCUUGGCCCUUCUCAACUACACUCUGGACAUGGAGCUUGAGUACAGGGACUGUUCCCAGGAGCUCAACCACAUCUGCAGAGAGCUUUACUCUGCUAUUUGGCCAUAUCGCUCUACAAUCUUGGGUCCUGAUUCAACCAUUCUCUACAAGGAAAUGUUUGACUCCAUCCCGUAUCCAGAGAAGGAAUGGCAUGACUGUAUAUCAGUUAAGCAUUCCAUACCAGUAUCCAGCUACAUUGGCAUGGUGGAGUCCUUCUCCAACUACCAGACCCUCCUUGAGAAGAAGCCGGAGGAGGCCAGGAAACUGUCCCAGGACGUCAGAGACAGACUGCUAGCUGUGAUGAAAGUCAGCUCUCCGGAAACUGAAGUUGGUUUGGUGGUGAAGUAUUACUGUUUACUGGCUCGGAAGCCUGAUGUGAGCUGAAGUCAUGUGUAACAAAAGCUGGUAAUUAGUCGGGUGAUGCAGUCUCGCGAUCCUACAACCUUCUGCUAUUACUUUGUAUGUAACUGAUUUUAUGUGCAUUAAUCUGCUAUCUGUGCAUGUCUGUCAGGUCAGUUAAGGCAAUCUUAAAAUCCCUGAAGCUAGUUAAUUGUUGGUUCUGUAAUUUCAUAAGAACUUUCUUACCGUUUAAUUCGAACCCUAUAUAGUUGCCAUUUAUGUAAAGAAUUUUACCUGCUUUAAACUUUCACCAGUACUGGCCUGUGGGGUUUAUUAGUAUCAUAUUAAAAUAUUAAAACUAUUAAACUAAAUUAUUAAAGCUAAAAUAUUAAAA
Brienomyrus brachyistius is the source of this 1594-nucleotide messenger RNA. Its product is annotated as putative methyltransferase DDB_G0268948. The transcript has 8 exons. Lineage: Eukaryota; Metazoa; Chordata; Actinopteri; Osteoglossiformes; Mormyridae. Gene Ontology annotation, molecular function: S-adenosylmethionine-dependent methyltransferase activity. Bases 364 to 1245 code for a protein of 293 amino acids. The record is from RefSeq and is a predicted model, not a curated record.